Molecule: messenger RNA, 1750 nt
Organism: Canis lupus familiaris (dog)
Lineage: Eukaryota; Metazoa; Chordata; Mammalia; Carnivora; Canidae
Gene: LYZL4
Product: lysozyme like 4
Exons: 6
Coding region: 919-1449 (176 amino acids)
Biological process (GO): fusion of sperm to egg plasma membrane involved in single fertilization
Cellular component (GO): acrosomal vesicle; sperm flagellum
Molecular function (GO): lysozyme activity
Source: RefSeq, a predicted model, not a curated record
CAUUUGCUCUACUGGGAAAUGUAAACAUGGACUUCUCUUCCAAUAUGCAUUAAAUUUCAAUUAUUAAGCUAAGAGCACGGAUGUGUGACCAUAGUUCAAAAGAUAAGUGUUUGCUGGGGAUUCAAUACUUUGUAUAUUUCAUUCAUUUACUUUUAAAGUGAACACAAUUAGGUAAGUAUUAUUUUAUUAUUUAGAUGAGGGAACUGAGGUACAGAGAGGCCGAGUAACUGUUUUAGAUCACUCUAGGGAUUCCUAAAAUCAGAAUCUGGAUCCAGGCAACCUGACUCCCAAGUCUGAACACUUAAAUGUUAGGCCCUCCUCAACAAUGUUUUUGGUUUAAUGGUGAUGUCUGUAACUAAUUAUGUGACUUGAGAGUUUAAACAAAUAUUUAAAAGCAAAAUUCUUUUAAUUCAGGAAUACACUUAUUUAUUUCUAACUUUUCCCCAAGUUAGACAUUUAAGUCAUUGGUUCACAAUAGGGGAUGAUUUUGUCCUCUAGGAGGUGUUUGGCAAUGUAUGGAGACAUUUUUAUUUGUCGCAACUGCGGGGGAGGAUGUACUGUAUAUCUAGAGGCCAGGUGUGCUCCUAAAUAAACUCUAGUGCACAGAAGAGCCUCCAGAGCAAAGAAUUUUCCAGCCUAAGUGCCAAGGUCAAGAACCCCUUGUGCAGGUGAAGAUAAGCUGGAGGACAUGCAUACACCUGUCAAUGAUGACAAAGAGGAGGGUCCAGUUAGUUGUCCAGUUGAUAUAUAUUUAUGCAGUGUUGCAGGCUGUAGGGCAUGCCAGGAAGAAUAUAUGUUAUAAUUUCCAAAUGCACAUCCUAGUCUGAGGGAUAAGACAUGGUACAGAACAGGACAAUCAUCUGCUAGCUGUUCUGGAAGUGAUUUUGAGAGCAGUAGGGUCUCAGAGAGGGAAUAUCCAUGCAGGAUUGCAUCAGGCUUCAAGGAGGUGGCACCUGGAGCAGACACCUGAAGAUGGAGCAUUUGGUGGAGAAAAGCAUGGACUCUGUGACUCCACCGGCUUACCCGGCCACUAUUGCCUUAAGCUGCCAGGAGCCUGAGAAGAUGAAGGCAUCUGUGGUUCUCUCCCUCAUUGGCUACCUAGUGGUUCCAAGUGGUGCUGCUAUCUUGGGGCGCUGCGUGGUAGCUAAGAAGCUCUAUGAUGGAGGCCUGAAUUAUUUUGAGGGCUACAGCCUUGAAAACUGGGUGUGCCUGGCUUAUUUUGAGAGCAAGUUCAACCCCAUGGCCAUCUACGAGAACUUGCCUGGUGGCUACACUGGCUACGGCCUCUUUCAGAUUCGCGACUGGGACUGGUGCGACAGGGGCAGGAACCUCUGCCACAUGUCCUGCUCUGCUUUACUGAAUCCAAAUUUGAAGAAGACAAUUGAAUGUGCCAAGAAAAUUGUAAAAGGAAAAGACGGGAUGGGAGCAUGGAUCACCAGUAAAUGUUGAAUAGAAGUGAUGAUAGUGGCAUCCUUGCUCAUUCCCAAUCUCACAGGCCCUCCUGGUCCCUGAACUGCAGGUUCGCUGACAAUCUGGCGCGGUGGUUGGAUGGUUGCAGACUUUAUCGGCAAGGGUGGCCCCGACAACACUCUCCAGUGGCACCUUCCAAAUGAAGAUGCUUUUCUGUAAGCUAUCUUCCCUCAAUCCUGUUGAUUAUCUCCCCGCUUGGCAGCUCCAGAUGGAACAGGACAAAUUCUGCUUUAUCGGGGGAUGCAGAAUGCAGAAUAAACCAGCUACUUACUCAAAAGGA